CACUCGUUUAGCCGGUAAUUUUCUCAAACACUAGCAAGCGCUCAGGCCAGAAGCAUCUGUCCCCGGGAGAACGACGCGGCGCUCGCGGUUUCUCUCGAAACUAUCUCGCUAUUGAACCGCGCGAAAUUCCGAGCCGGGGCGACUAUUUAGAGGGAUCAAAAUAAUUGAAGGAUUUUAAUUUAAUUUCUUACGUGCUCGUGUCUUUCUCUCUCUCUCUCUCUCCUCUCUCGGUUAAAACCGGUUCUUUUCGUCUGUAUAUACACGUCAAUAUUUCGAUUAUCGCGUGUGAAGGAUUAGUGUUUUCUACGUGCCCGUAUUUAAUUGGGAAAGUGCGCUCUCGGAAAGUGACUAUUUUGAAGGAUUUUGGUUUCGUUGUCUUCAUUGCCAUUGGGUGAUUGUCAUCGUGAAAACGUUCCAGGAGAAAAGCCUUUUAUUGUUGAUAAAGCCAAAAGUGACGAUUGCUGUGAAUGCCGAAGGUGGAUUGUGAAAGGUGAAAAAUACGCGAGUUCUUCGGAAUGGUUUUCUAAAGCUAACAAACAUUGACUAGUUUCAAGAGUGAUUGAUGAGAAAAAAUAUCGUCGCACAAGAAUCGCAGGAGUUUCAUCGAAGCUUUGGUGUGUUCGCGAUUUGGUAGCGCGUGUGCGUGCACGUGAGCAAACCCUCCGAGAUGUCAUCAGCGUCCAGUGACCGAGUGCGAAUGAGGACGGAUUCGAAGUAGUCGGUAUACUCAACGUUCAAGGGAAAUCCCGCGAGUGUCGGAAUAUAGAAAAUAUUGAAGAAUAUUUGGGGCAUCGUGAGGAACGGUGCGCGUGAGAGUUGCCGUCGGACGCAAUAGCGGAUGUGACAGGCUCUCUCGAUCGGCAGAGAGCACACAGAAGAGAAGAAAAGAGGGGAAAAAGGCGUUGCGGUAAGAUAUCGUUGAAACGUACGAUGAUGCCGCUCGCCCCGACGCCAAUAGUGCCGGUGCCAUCGAAGCCGAAGAUCGGCUUCAGCAUAGAUUCCAUAGUGGGUGGUGGCGGGGGUGGUGCAGGCGGAAGAGUCCGGGAUCAUCAGGAUCGGUUGGAGAGGCUUCACGAGCGCGUGGAGAUCGAGCGCGACGAUGGGAGUCCUAUGGACGUCGUGGAAGGUUCUUCUUCCCCUUCGAGGGUCGUGAGCCGAAGACUUCCGCUGAGUAGAUCACCCGGGGCCCAUUCGGAGGGCUCCGAUCGUCCCUUGUCCCGGAGUUCCUCCGUCGAGUCUUAUCCGACCUCGAGAAGAACGCCGAGCUCGUUGCACAACGGUCACCAUACUCAUAACAACAACAAUAACAGUAGUAGCAACAAUAACAACAGCUCGAGCGGCCUCCAUCGCCAUCAUCUUCAUCAUCAUCACUUACAAGCGUUGACGAGUCAUCUGGUCGACUUUGGUGGCCGUACCGCGAACACGACUCGCAGUCACAGCGGUGGUUCCACACCGAACAACAGCCCAUCGCCACCCCACAGGAUAUCAUCGUCGCACGGUGACACUUCCCCGGUUGGUGGACCAAACUCUCACCCCCAACCGCCACCCGGUGUCGUCCGACCCAGCCCCAAUUAUCUCGCACCACCUCACGGCGCUGCGACCGCAGCAGCCGCCGUCGCUGCCGAGCAAAUAAAAUCCCUGUACGGCCUUCAACCGUCACACGCUGGUCCCGUACCCGGACAACCCGGCCAAAACGAAUAUCACACUCAACAGUUCGCCCUUGCCGCGAAUAUCGCCGCGGCCCAACACUUCCAAGCCGCCAACCUCGCAGUCGCCCUGCAAGCCCAUCACGGCGGCUCUCCGCAUGGACCACCUCACGGCCCUUAUGGCCACGCUGGCACUCCCGGCGGACCCCAUCAACCUCCCCAUCCUCAUCAACCGCCUAGAGACAGUUACCCGCUUUAUCCGUGGCUACUCUCUAGGCAUGGGAGAAUCUUCCCACACAGAUUUCCUGGCGGUCCCGACAUUCCUGGAUUUUUGUUACAACCCUUCAGGAAACCGAAGAGAAUAAGAACGGCGUUCAGUCCGAGUCAGUUGUUGAAGUUGGAGCACGCCUUCGAGAAGAAUCAUUACGUUGUUGGCGCUGAGAGGAAACAAUUGGCACAGGCGUUGUCCCUCACGGAGACGCAGGUUAAGGUAUGGUUUCAAAAUCGUCGAACGAAACACAAGAGAAUGCAACAGGAGGAGGAGGCAAAAGCGCAACAGCAGUCGGGCGGCAAUGGCAACAGUAACGGUAACAACAACAAAAACACACAUCACGUUAGCAAAUGGCAACAAGAGACCGGUGAUUAUCAUCACGAGGAGGACGACGACGAGGAUGGAGGUGAGCACAUCGAUCCCGAGGCGGAAGAGUGCUCUAGCGGUUCCGAAGCGUAGCUGGUAGACGUCACGUGCCUCGAUUGAGGCGCGCUCGAGCUCAUCUUAAAUAUUCACCAGAUACGCUCGUACAUUUAGAAUAAACGCGCGAGCUCGUCAUAACGUUCUCUUUCUCUCUCUCGCUAUCUUCCUCUCUAUUAUUCAUCGUUCGUCGCGUUCAUCUUGCUAUAGAAGUUCCUCACGCCCGUGCGCGAUAUAAAUAACCCUGCGCGUUUCUCCAUCAAUUAUUUUUUUAUUUAUAUACGCGUCUAUAUAUGUAUUUAUGUAAAUGGCACACGCGAGAAAUUCCGAAGGAGGAAAGAGCUCACGUUUAUUCUUUCGUAAUGACAUCGGUUUCCCGAAAUUUUAUCAUCGCAUCAAAAGAUCGAAUGACAAACUAGUUUUGCCGUUUAGUCGGAACUCGAGUUUCACGAUUUUCUUGGUACUUUGGUAUCGUUGCUUUUAUACCGAUGAGACAAAGGGGUCCGAAUCUUUUUUGUCUAAUUCGUUUUUUUCGAAAAAUCCUCACGCUGCCAAGAAAGUCCGCAGUCUCGAACGUGACACGGAAAAAUGCUCUCAGCGAUCGGAAGCUCGUGGUAAUGGAGGCUUUGUCUGCGAGAUGAAGCGACGUGGGGAGCGAGCUCGUUCAAAUGGCCGUGGAUAAAGUUCCGCCGGAAGUGGCUUAGAGUCUUUUCGGCCCAGAGGGAGCCACGGCGCGAGACGGCAGGGAAAAAGAGAGCGAGUGAGAGGGGGGAGGGAGAAGGAGAGAAAAAUAAGGGGUGAAUUGUCUUCCGGAGGAACCGUGUUCUUUGGGGAUGAUGAAAGUACGACACGAGAUUCUCCAGAAGAGACUAAACUUUGAGACCGCUUAUAUCAAAGAUAAGAAACAAAAAACCCAGAAAGAAUUGAUGCUCAAAGGAGAAAAAAAACGACUUGACCCGCAAGAACGAUUCGCGAUCGAGCUGGAUAAAUAGGAAAAAUAAAUAAUUGCAGGGCAACCCCGUACGAGAAAACUUGAGCGCGGUGUUAUUUUCAUCUUGCCAUAAUUAAGAUUCGCCAUAAAAUCGUUAAGGGCGUGAGAUUAAUUAGAAAUACACGAGCCGAUUAAAAAAUUUCCCUGUGUAAAUAAUAAAGCCCCCGAGACGAUGAGAGACUGAAAUAAGAGAUUGAUGGCAAAGUUUUUCCUCUUUUCCCAAUUUCCGGGCCCACUCGCGUGCGCGCGCUUUAUUCAAAAUGGCGGGUCGCACACUCGAACGGCCGCGGACGCUGAGAAAUGUACAUAACAAUGCUGAUCGUCCGAACCGAGAUUUUGGACGAUUAUUGUAUUAUUCAAAUAUAGUGCGAGCGAAUGAAAAGCUGUCGGUUUCAAAUGGAGGAUUAAUAUGUCGCGUAUGCAUGUGCGUGUGUGAACGUUGAUUAAACGCUCGAAAAAAAGCGAACAACGAGUGCCAAACUUGAUACCUUAAAUAAAUUUAAUAAAAUACUUAUAAAACACAAACAAACCCAGUGUAAUAAACAAACAUAUUUACGAUGUAACGACGCGAAUUAAGUCGUUGUGUGUGUGUGUGGGUGUGUGUGUGUGUGUGCGUGUGUCUACGACGAGAGCAGUAUUCCUUCUAACGAUCGUUGUUCACGAUGUACAAUUUAAAUUAUUAUACUAUACAUGUAUAUUAAGAUUUAUAUAUAUAUAUAAUUAUAAUAAUUAACGAUUGGAGCAUAAAAAAUGCGGAAAAACGUGAAGAUGUAUCGAAAUAAAUCAACAAAUACGUGGCGCGGUGCGACGCCAUCUCUAAAUCGUCAUGAAAAUUCAAUAAUUAAUGAAUUCAUUAAUUUUGUGAUAUUAUUUAUGAUAGCAGAGGUCGCCUCGCACUGAUCUCCAUUAUUCAUAAUCAUCGAUCUACAUCAAUCGUUGUCUCUCAAAUUUGUAAAUAUAUAGAGAGGAGUGUAAAUAUGAAAAUGUGAUUUUAAAGUCUCGAUAGUACGAAACGUAGAAUUGUACCUUCGAGAAUAUCCCAAGAGAUAUUAUAAGUUCGUGUUUGAAAACGAUAUAGCGAAAUAAAUUAUAUCAAUCCCAACGAUAA
Messenger RNA from Venturia canescens, 4436 nucleotides. RefSeq names its product homeotic protein empty spiracles-like. Gene Ontology annotation, molecular function: RNA polymerase II cis-regulatory region sequence-specific DNA binding; DNA-binding transcription factor activity, RNA polymerase II-specific. Lineage: Eukaryota; Metazoa; Arthropoda; Insecta; Hymenoptera; Ichneumonidae. Bases 931 to 2376 code for a protein of 481 amino acids. The transcript is spliced from 3 exons. Gene Ontology annotation, cellular component: nucleus. The record is from RefSeq and is a predicted model, not a curated record. Gene Ontology annotation, biological process: central nervous system development; neuron differentiation; regulation of transcription by RNA polymerase II.